AUUUGUUAUUCCAUUAACUGUUAUUGCUUAUUCAAGAUUGUAUCCAUUAAUAUUACAAAUGUUGACUGUUGCUCCUUUUGCUUCCAUUAGCUAUGGAGCGGCUGGAGGAAUCUGACCUCGUCGAUGGUCUCAGUGUAAAUUACAUGAAGUACAGCGGGUUGUGGACAAUUAUCAAUGAAUACCGAGAGACAGGCAGAAAGAACGCUAUGUUGAAAAUCGGUGUGUUUAUCACUAUGAUAUUUCUCUGUCCUUUCAUAACGUUCAGCUUGUCGAGUUUCUUUGUGAUUGAAGUCGAUUUUCAAGCAGCGACUAUGUUCGUUUUGAAUCCCUGUUCUUGUAUACAAUCGGUGCUGAAGGUCCUUGUUUUCUGGUUCGGUUUAGAAAGCCAAUGCCAAAUACUAAACAUGAUGAGAAAAGACUUCUUGAACUGCAUCCCAAAAGAUAAAGAAGAAGAAGCCAACGAGAUUAUGAAAAACAUUGCCCAUCGCUCUAACUAUUUUUGCGUGGCUGGAAUCACAGCAAACACAGCUUGUGUCCUCGUCUGGAAUUUUAUCCCUGUCCUUAGGUCGCAAUAUUUCAGAGAGGAAUUGAACAUAAAAUUAGAUAAUAUGGAAACAAACUCACCCAAUAAAAUUUUAGGAGGAUGGUAUCCUUUUAACUACACAGUAACGCCUUGGUCAGAAGGUGUCUAUGUCUUUGAAUUUAUAGUAUGUGCUUGGGCAGGCUUUGUCAUCAGUCUACACGAGUGCAUACUUAUACAGCUUGUUAUGUUGCUAUGGGGUCACCUAAAAGUAGUAAGUUUUGUGCUCAGCAAUAUCCGAAGGUCUGAUUUUCUUGUCAAAAAGAGAUUCUCAGCAAUCCAUUCGUUCAAAAAUUAUGAGGAUGAUAGUAUAAACAGUUCAGAAGCUGUUAGCAAACGCAUGAACGAUCAUUUACUCAUAUGUCUGAAAGAUCAUCAACAUUUGAUGAAGGUCGGAGAUCAAAUUCGUGACCUGUAUAAUUUCCUCAUUACUGCCCAACUUGGUACUGGCCUGUUGAUUAUGAUAAUUACAGUUUUUCAUUUUCAGUAUUAUGGGACAAAAGAUGCAUUAUUCACUGUCAAAUUUGUAGUUUACCUUGGCUAUUGUAUGGUCGAAAAUGUCCUAUAUUGCUACUGUGGAGCAUAUUUGGAAGCUGCAAGCGAAGAAGUUGGUAUGGGGUUUUACAGCGGUGAAUGGUACAAAGGCGAUGUCAAUUACAGAAAAAUAGGCCAAAUGCUAAUGGUGCGUUCGCUGAGGCCUGUUUCUUUAAUCGCCGUCCAGCUCUAUCCUGUCAAUUUGACAACAUUGACCAGUUUGCUACAGUUGACCUACUCGUCAUCAGCCUUGAUGUCAAGAUUUAUUAAUGAUAAUUGAAGAUAACAAUCAAUUUAUCGUAGAAAAUCAUUAAAUAUUAUGCUGCGGUUAUUGUUAUAAUUAGUAAUGCCAUAUAAUAUAAAUUUAAAAAAAUUGUCACUUGCAUGUAACAUUUGAUAGUAUGAAGCAAAAUAUAUAAAACAAAUAUCACCAUCAAAUAAGAAUUUCUCUCGAGCUAUAUGGACGUUACAGAUUAA
Messenger RNA from Cimex lectularius (bed bug), 1591 nucleotides. RefSeq names its product odorant receptor 45b-like. The record is from RefSeq and is a predicted model, not a curated record. Gene Ontology annotation, molecular function: odorant binding; olfactory receptor activity. Lineage: Eukaryota; Metazoa; Arthropoda; Insecta; Hemiptera; Cimicidae. Gene Ontology annotation, biological process: sensory perception of smell; detection of chemical stimulus involved in sensory perception of smell. Gene Ontology annotation, cellular component: plasma membrane. Bases 93 to 1394 code for a protein of 433 amino acids. The transcript is spliced from 5 exons.